Molecule: messenger RNA, 1632 nt
Organism: Talaromyces amestolkiae
Lineage: Eukaryota; Fungi; Ascomycota; Eurotiomycetes; Eurotiales; Trichocomaceae
Exons: 3
Coding region: 1-1632 (543 amino acids)
Biological process (GO): transsulfuration
Molecular function (GO): cystathionine gamma-synthase activity; pyridoxal phosphate binding
Source: RefSeq, a predicted model, not a curated record
AUGACACUGCAAGCUGGGGAUCCAUUGCCUGCGGGCGAUCCUUAUGGCGUUAGUGUCUACUUGCCAACAUGGAAGGACACAUUGGCGUGGGCUCAACGCCAUCCAGAAUUUCUGGCGAAAUUGAGAACCGCUUAUCCUCGAUUUUUCAUCGCGCGCGUAGUCUUGGAGUUGGCAGCGGAGAUACUCAAACGUACAGAAAUCUCUUUUGCAGAGCCACAGCUUGCAAUCCUGACACCAGCAUAUCGCGCUGCUGAGUCUUGUCGGUCUUACUUUGCAAAGGUCGGCAUUCCCGACAGUCAAAUCAUAUGCGUACGAAUUUCGGGUGAAAUCACCGUGGUGAAAGACGGGAAUGUGCCCUUAGACAGUACACCAGAUAGACAGCUAUACGCUGUAACAUAUCCUGAAAGUCGAGCACCAGAAGGCAAAGCGUUCUGGCAACAUACAGGAGCCGGAAUUACCACACGAACCGCUGUUCAUUGGUUGGAGCAUGCGCCGUUUCUCCAGAACAGACAGGUCUACGCAGAAAAGUCGCCUGCAAAGCUACCGUAUGAAGAGGGAGACAAGGCUACGGUUACGAUACGUGAGCGGAUUGCGGUUUCAGUGUCGUCUCCAUCUCUUACCGUCCAUGUUGAUGAUGUGACACUGUAUCCGACAGGCAUGUCCGCUAUCAGCAACACUUCACUAUCCAUACGUAGUCUGUUCAAUAGACCAGAUGGCAUUCAUCGAGUGGCAGUUUUCGGGUUCUUGUAUGUCGAUACGUUCAAAGUCCUAAGCAAGAUCCAUAGCAUGGAUUGUAGCUUGUAUGGUAACGGCACAAAUGAAAACCUGGAUGCCCUGGAAAAAGAUUUGGACCACGGUCUCAUUAUCGACGCUCUGUAUACCGAGUUUCCUGGGAACCCUCUCCUUCGAUCACCUGAUUUAGAACGCUUGUACAAAUUAUCCCAAAAGCACGGAUUCGUCGUAGUAGUGGACGACACAGUUACUACAUCAAUCAACGUCGCUCUUUUCCCCUACUGCGAUGUCAUAUGCUCCAGUCUCACCAAAAUGUUUAGCGGAGGUUGCAAUGUCAUGGGAGGAUCAACUGCUUUGAAUCCAAAAUCACCCUGGUACUCCAAACUAAAACCUGCUGUUGCGAAGAACAAACCAGAGCCAUACUUUAGCCUUGAUGCCAUAAUCAUGGAAAAGAAUAGUCGAGAUGUUACAGAGCGUGUCCUAAAAGCAAGUGCCAACACCGAAAUGGUCGUCAAUAUGCUCAAAGGCCACCCGGCAGUGGAUGAAGUCUUCUAUCCUAAGGGUAGCUCAUCGCAGGAUCUUUACGAUAAGUUUCGAAGGAGUAAAGGUGGAUACGGGUUUCUCGUCUCGAUACGUUUUGUGACGCCCGAAGCGGCGAUUGCGUUUCAUGAUGCGUUGGAUGUAGCCAAGGGACCUAGUCUGGGGACCAAUUUCACGCUGUGUUGUGCAUAUACGCUGUUGGCGCACUACUCGGAACUGGAUUGGGCAGCAGAAUACGGCGUGGUUGAGCACUUGGUUAGGAUAAGUGUUGGGAUUGAGAGUGAAGAUGUUCUCAGGGGUGUUGUUAAUAAAGCUCUUGCUGCUGCGGACAGGGCUCUUAUUGCUACGAACGGUUCAUAG